Astyanax mexicanus (Mexican tetra) is the source of this 1616-nucleotide messenger RNA. RefSeq names its product dual specificity protein phosphatase 13A family protein. The record is from RefSeq and is a predicted model, not a curated record. Gene Ontology annotation, cellular component: cytoplasm. NCBI's taxonomy places the organism in Eukaryota, Metazoa, Chordata, Actinopteri, Characiformes, Acestrorhamphidae. Gene Ontology annotation, biological process: negative regulation of MAPK cascade; protein dephosphorylation. The transcript has 3 exons. Bases 67 to 663 code for a protein of 198 amino acids. Gene Ontology annotation, molecular function: MAP kinase phosphatase activity; protein tyrosine/serine/threonine phosphatase activity.
UCAGAGCUGCACAGAUCUGUAGAAGCAAUACCAAAAGGUUUAUAAACAUGGUCUCAGGAAACAGACAUGGUUGAUUCUUUAAAAAGCACUGAAGAGAAAAGUACCAUUUCCAUUCCGUAUGAAUCUCCCACUAUCGAGCAGCUGGAGGACAUAUUACACGGAGGUCAGCUGUCAUGUAAUCAUGUGGAUGAAGUGUGGCCCAACUUGUUUCUGGGAGAUAUGUACAUGUCUCAUGACAGAUAUGGUCUAUGGAGGCUUGGUGUAACUCAUGUUCUGAAUGCGGCUCAUGGUAAAAUGUGUUGCAAAGGAAGUGAUGAUUUCUAUGGAACAACAGUGAAGUACUAUGGAGUGGCAGCUAAUGAUCUGCCUACAUUUGAUAUUUCACAUUUUUUCUACCCUUCUGCCCAAUAUAUUCAUCAGACUCUGAGCACUGCUGGAGCCAAGAUUUUCGUCCACUGUGCUGUUGGAGUGAGUCGCUCUGCUGCCCUGGUCCUGGCUUAUUUAAUGAUCUUUCACAAUUACACACUGGUGGAUGCAAUCCUGAAAGUCAAGGAAAAGAGGUGGAUCUUUCCAAAUCGAGGAUUUCUUAAACAGCUUAUAGCUCUGGACUCAACAUUAAAGAGCAAAUCACAGACUGAGAAACCUACACAAGAUGACUUGUAAUUCGCUGUUUUCUUUACUUUGUAAUUUAAGUGCUUUCAUCAAUGAAGAAACAUAGGUCUAAAUAAGGCACAUGCUUUAUAUAAAACAUGCUUAUGCUGGUUUCAUUACUUUUCCGUAAUAUGUACAUACUGUUUAGAACAUGCACAUGCACGUUUCCCAGAUCUCUAAUGCAUGAAACAGUAUUGAUCUUCAAUAUCAGAUUUUAUUUGUGUGCGCAUUGAUUUUACGGUGAGACAAUUAGACAGUUAGACAACUGUUAUAUUUAUUAUUAUUAUUAUUAUUAUUUGAAGGGAGCAGCUUUCACCUAUAAGCAUUGUGCAUGUAGAAGAGCCCCAAAGUCAAAAAAUUAACAUAUGCUUAUAUGUUGUCCAAUUUCUUCCUAAUUAUUUGUCAUUACUGUUUAAAAAUAUGUACAUAAUGUUAUAUGAAACAUGUAUGUGUACAUUUCCCAAGUGGCAAAAUCCAUGUUUAUUUUCCAUCACUUAUGCAUUGAAACAACAUUGAGCUCCUAUGCCAUGGUUAUAUAAUAAUAAUAGCACAUAGUUAAAAUAAUGUUGGAGAAACAGUAAUGCAGUAUAAGUGAUUGCUAGUCAAUCACUUAUACAUUGCAUCACAAUGUGGUAAAACUAAAAUGUUUUAUUGCUUGGCUAAAUAAUAGUAUAAUGUUAAGCUACAUGUUGCCUGACCAAAUAAAUGUAACAUCAGUAUUGCUAACGGAGUUAGCCUACAUACAGUUAGGGCUUACUAAUAAUAAUAGGCCUACUUUAUCUUAUGCUCUUAACCUUCAUAUUAAUAAGAUUAAGUAUUAUUAUUAGUUUAUUUGUGUCAGAAUUUCAACUGAUACUUAUGAUACUGAUACUUUUAAAGGUUGUUUCACCAUCAACAUUAAAUUAUGUAAUGUGACCAAAAAAAGCAUUUUUGUUUUUGUUUAGCAUUUUUUCUUCUGACUCUUU